AUGGAAACAUAUGGAGGUUGUCACCAAAUAUGCGAUAAUGGGACACCUUGUAGAUGUCAACGGUAUUGCAAGAAACUUGAAAAUCCGCCAACUAAUCAGGAUUAUCUUUGUCGUGCAUGUGGUCACGAUCAAGGUUACCACAGUAAUAAUGUUCAACCAAUUACAAAUGAUUUAAACGAUUUAAAUGAUAGUAAUAGCCAUCCAAAUUAUUCCGAGUCAACAAGAAAUACUUUAAAUAAUAUUUUUAGACCAACCAAUAGAUUUACACCAGCACCUAGAUUUAGUUUGGUGAAGGAGGUUAGAUUUAAUGAAAUGAGUUCUUAUUCUGUUUGCACAAAAAUAGAAAGAGAAUUUCCAAUUUUGAAAGAUAGACCAUGGACAGUAUGUCGUCCAGGUUCAAGUAUUAUGCUUUAUCCAGCAGAAAAAAAUCAAGAAGAAGGUUAUUCUUUAGCAGUGAUAAAUAGGGUUCCAAGUCAAUUUCCUUCAAAUUUCUCAAAUAAUGAUAGUCUACCUCAAGAAAACCCAAUUAACUUGCUAGCAGAUAAUCCAACAAGUGAUUAUUGUUCUAUCAUUUCAACCAUAAAUAAAAUAAAAAUUGCUUUGCUCUCAAAGCAUAAAAUCCAUUUCAGCAAAAAAACUAAUAUUUAUAUUAGUGAUUCAGACAACAUCAUGGAUGAGCUAUACAAUUGGGUUUCUAAUGCUAAAAUUGAAGAGUUGUUAGCAAUACCAGUAAUUUGUUUGGUAAAUGAAAGUGCAAUAGAUAGUGGGGGUGUCUUUCAAGAUAUGAUUCAAUCUUUUUGGAAUUCGUUUUUCCUAUCAAAGCAGUUUGAAAAGUUAUUAAAUUCUGGCAAUAUUUUUGAAGAAUUUGAAGAAAACAAAUAUUUUUUGAUUGCACCUAACACUACUUUGUUAAAUGUUUAUCAAAGCUAUAAAAUUAUUGGAAAAUGCCUCUUUUGGACUUUGAUAAAUAAUGGGCCAUGGCCACAUUUUCUUCAUCCUCUUCACAUCCACUAUGCUUUCAAAUUACCAAUCAAAUACUCAGAAGUUAUUUUGGAAUCAUCAUUUACUGUGAACAAACUGAUAAAUGAACUUUCAUCUAUCAAUGAAUUAGAUUAUCAACAAUCAAAGAGAAAUUCUGAAAGAUUAGUUGAAUGGGCAUUGCAAAGAAAUAUUGCA
Messenger RNA from Entrophospora candida, 1176 nucleotides. Lineage: Eukaryota; Fungi; Glomeromycota; Glomeromycetes; Entrophosporales; Entrophosporaceae. The record is from the annotation of a GenBank genome assembly.